AUGCACAAUGAAAGGGUUUCUCACGUCCUUAGUGACCAAGAGGUUGAAUGGAGAUUCAUUCCCCCUUUAUCACCUCACUUUGAAGGAAUAUGGGAAGCUACGGUUAAGGUAUUCAAACAUCAUUUUAAACGUGUCAUAGGUGAUAUCCUUUUUACUUUUGAAGAACUUAAUGCGUUUGCCAUCGAAGUCGAAGCGAUCCUAAAUUCACGCUCUCUCACACGUAUUUCUUGUGAUCCAAACGACAUGCUUGCUCUCACUCCUGGUCAUUUCAUAAUAGGUGACUCUCUCACAAAUCUACCAGAGGUGGAUUUCACUUCAGCAUCACCUUCCGCAUCGGCGCGACAUACAAAAAAUGCGUCAGCACUUCUGGAGAAGGUGGCACAAGGAAUAUCUCAAGGAGUUAAACAUUCGGCAUAA
Molecule: messenger RNA, 417 nt
Organism: Belonocnema kinseyi
Lineage: Eukaryota; Metazoa; Arthropoda; Insecta; Hymenoptera; Cynipidae
Exons: 1
Coding region: 1-417 (138 amino acids)
Molecular function (GO): nucleic acid binding
Source: RefSeq, a predicted model, not a curated record